AAGGGUUUGAUUUAAGCAGCCGGCUUGUGAGAAGCUGCUUUUGUAUUGAACAACUUCUCUUUUGACCCCCCCUUCAAAAUAAAAGUCUACCAGGUCCCCUGAAUACGUUUAUGUAUUUAUUAAAACUUGAAAUAAAAAUAAAUUAAUGAAUUCUCAUAUUUCUGAAUAUCUAGACCUCAUAUUUACGUGUUUCCUCCAAAAUAAGUUCACGACUAAAAGCAGGUGUUUCAACGUGUUUCUAGGUGUUUUAAAGUGUUUCCAGGUGUUUUAAAGUCUUUAGUGUCUCCAGAAGCAAAUCUAGAUUUAGAGAAGAGUGAGAUCUCUGUAGCCGCUGCUCAUCUCCGCUAGCUUGCUAGCUAGCACACCGCACAGCCAGUCAGAGAAAGAGGUGCAUUGUGGGAACACGUCUAACCCUUGACGUCCUCCCUCAGGUCAGGUGACCAGCAGCUUGUCGGCGUCUCAGAUGGCGAGCGGCGUCAGCCUGGUGUCCUUCAACAGCCGCGGUCUGGAGGGGAUGCACCAGCGCUCGUACUCCGUCUCCAGCGCCGACCAGUGGACCGACGCCACCGUCAUCGCCAACUCCGGAGUCAGCACAGAUACCGGUCUGGGAGACUCAGUCUGCUCCAGUCCCAGUAUCUCCAGUACCACCAGUCCCAAGAUGGAGCCGCCGCCAUCGCCGCACGCCAACCGCAAGAAGCACCGCCGGAAGAAGAGCACCAGCAACUUUAAAGCCGACGGCCUCUCUGGUACUGCGGAAGGUAACGCCAUCUCCCCCCCCCUCGCCUCUCACUUUCCCCGCCCAGGUCCGACUGCUAAAUGCCCCCCCAGAAACAAGUACUUCAAAUAUCUUGUACACUUUCAAAUCCAGCCUCCAAAUAUCCAUUUACUUCCACUAAUCUAAAGACAUCAUUCUAACCAAUGUUUCUAAACAUCUGUGUACUUGUACACACAUUUCACUUAUAAUAUACUUAAGAUACUUCCAAACACGUUCAACUAUAUAUUUAGAUGCCUCAAAAUACAUGAAGAUUUACAUACUUUAAAAAUGAUUCCAAAUAUGUACAUGCUUAUAUAUAUAUAUAUAUAUAUAUAUUGUAUACUUCCAAAUACAUAUCUACUUGUGUACUUCUAAAUACUUUAAAUAUCUAUCGUUUAAAAAGCAGUAGGAUUAUACAGUAUAAUUGUAAAUACUUCCUACUAUACUCACACAGGUGUAAAUAAAUAUAAUUUUACCUAUAACAUUCUGCAUCAUUGAAGUUUCAGCACAGUACUCUGAAGUAUUCUUCACAGUACUACGUGUACAGUCUAUGACCCGGGUUGGGAAACGCAGUCAUGUGAUCGUCUGAGACUCCCGACCUCUCGAUAGGAGGGACAGAUCUCCUCAUCCUCUCAUUCUGUCAGCCCUUCAUCUCUUCAUCCUCUUCCUCUUCCUCUGAUCUAACUCUGGACCAGUUUGUGACAUAACCGGAACCCUGAUCUGAGACCUCCGGGGUCGUGGUGGGAGGUAAAGACAGGAAGUAAAAGACAGGAAGGUAAAGACGGGAAGUAAAGACGGGUGGUAAUAGACGGGUAGUAAAGGUGGGAAGUAAAGACGGGUGGUAAUAGACGGGAAGUAAAGAUAGGUGGUAAUAGUCAGGAAGUACAGACGGGAAGUAAAACACAGGUGGUAAUAGACGGGAAGUAAAGACGGGUGGUAAUGGACGGGAAGUAAAGGUGGGAAGUAAAAGACAGGUGGUAAUAGACGGGAAGUAUAGACAGGAAGUAAAAGACGAGUGGUAAUAGAUGGGAAGUAAAGGCGGGAAGUAAAAGACAGGUGGUAAUAGACGGGAAGUAUAGACAGGAGGUAAAAGACGGGUGGUAAUAGAUGGGAAGUAAAGGCGGGAAGUAAAAGGCCGGAGGUAAUAGACAAAUGGUAGUAGAUGGGAAGCAAAGGCAGGAAGUAAAGACGGGAGGUAAUAGACGGGAAGUAAAGACGGGAAGUAAAGGCAGGAAGUAAAAGACAGGUGGUAAUAGACGGGAAGUAAAGGCGGGAAGUAAAAGACAGGCGGUAAUAGACGGGAAGUAAAGGCGGGAAGUAAAAGGCAGGAGGUAAUCGACAGAUGGUAGUAGAUGGGAAGUAAAGGCAGGAAGUAAAGGCGGGAGGUAAAAGGUGGAAAGAUGGGAAGUAAAGACGGAAAGACGGGAAGUGAAGACGUAAAGACGGGAAGUGAAGACGUAACGACGGGAAGUAAAGACCUGAACCGCUGACACACGUGUUGUGUUGAUUUAAAGGAUACGUAGUGAUGCAUAGUUAUCACACUCUGAGGACCUGGAAGCUCAGUAACAAUGAAAGAAAGGAAGGAAGGAAGGCAGCUUUGAUCAUUAUUUAAACAUCUUAAGAGCCAGUGUGUGUUGGUCUUUAUUUGUGGUCCUUUUGUUGGAUGAAGCUGGGUGUUCAGGUCUGGUUUCCUCCACUGAGGAGAUCAUGUCUUUGGUUUGUUUGUCAGCAACAUUACAGAAGAACUGUUUUUAAUAAUAAGAACAUACAGCUGAGUAUCACGUAGAAACUCACAGUAAUACAGAAGAUAAAUAAUACUGAACCUCGCGUUUCUUAAUCCAAUCAGAAGUGUCGUCUCCCUCACACUGUAUAUAAUAAAUAUACAUAUUUAUGUAC
Messenger RNA from Anarrhichthys ocellatus (wolf-eel), 2650 nucleotides. RefSeq names its product arf-GAP with GTPase, ANK repeat and PH domain-containing protein 1-like. The record is from RefSeq and is a predicted model, not a curated record. Gene Ontology annotation, biological process: activation of GTPase activity. The coding region runs from base 464 to 901 and encodes 145 amino acids. Gene Ontology annotation, molecular function: GTPase activator activity; GTPase activity. The transcript is spliced from 2 exons. Lineage: Eukaryota; Metazoa; Chordata; Actinopteri; Perciformes; Anarhichadidae.